Penicillium diatomitis is the source of this 2169-nucleotide messenger RNA. RefSeq names its product E3 ubiquitin-protein ligase BRE1. The transcript is spliced from 6 exons. The record is from RefSeq and is a predicted model, not a curated record. The coding region runs from base 1 to 2169 and encodes 722 amino acids. Gene Ontology annotation, molecular function: ubiquitin protein ligase activity. Lineage: Eukaryota; Fungi; Ascomycota; Eurotiomycetes; Eurotiales; Aspergillaceae. Gene Ontology annotation, cellular component: nucleus; HULC complex.
AUGACGGCCGUUGAUUCUCCAGUUGUCUCCUCAGAGUCCGCAGUUGUCAAGAUGGAGGACCGGAAGAGGCCGGCGGCGGAGAACAAUGAGUCGGCCCCGCCGUCGAAGAAGCAAGCUACCACUGUCAACGGUGGUAGCAAACCCCACCCAGAUGCAGAUAUGCCAUGGCGCGAUGACUUGGAGCGCUUUCAAAAAGAUGCCAUCCUCCGCCAGAUGCAAGAAUACAAGCGCGAAAAAGCCAGUCUUGAGUCACAAUUGAACCGAAUGACCAAAGCUGCCGCCUAUCAUGACGAUCAUCUUCGUGCUAUUGAUGCGUGGUUUCAUCAGCUCGUCGACGAAGUCAAAACGUUGCUUGGCCCCUCGCACGAACGCUCGAGGCAAUCAACCUUCAAAAGCUCUCUCCAAUUCGCCGACAUCGAUGAAUUUGAGGCUCAUUUGAAAACGCGUUCUGAGGAAAUCCGCGAAAUCAUCACUUACUUUCAGUCCAGUGUGGACAGGCUGUCACCAGAUGUUACGAGUCUUCAGGGAGAAUUAGCGAAGAAACUUGCGGAAGAAAAAGUCACGAUUGCCAAACUGGAACAGACCAUUGCCGAGAAGCAGCAACUAGAAGAAAGCUUAGAGGCAGCUUCACUUCGUUACAUGGUCGCUGAAAAGAAGCUCGAUCGGGCACGCAGUUUGACAGUUGCCAAGUUGGAAAAACAAUAUUUGCUAGGGGGACAGCGCUCCGGUUCUGAAAAUGUCGGGACCAGACGCGACGAGUCUUCUCCCACAAAUGGCGGGGCAUCUACCGCUGAGCGAAGUACGGAACUGGAAGAAUCCUACAAUAAAUUAAAAGUGGUAUCGGAGAAGCAAAAAGAGCAGCUCUCGAAGUUGGAAGCUGAAAACGCCACACUCCUCGCCCAGAUUACCGAUGUGCAAGUGAAGUCUUCCAAACUUACCGAUGAUGAUUACGCUCACACUGAUCUUUUCAAACAACUUCGAUCCCAACACGACGAUGUGGUGAAGCGCUUGAAUCACUUUGAAGCAUCGAACGCACAACUACGUGUGGAGGUUGAAAAAUACAGCUCAGAAAGAAAUGCCUACAAACUUCAAUUAGAGGAGGAAUCCAAUGCUGCAAUUGCGGAGAAGGAAGCAGCACUAAUGAGAGCUGAAUCAGACCUGGCGCGGAUACGCAACACUCGGGAUGAGCUUUUCGCAGAUCAGCAAAUACGGAAGACAAGCCAAGAUCAGGAAAAAUUGACCGGUGCAAAGCUGCAGGAACUGGCAGAUGCGAGGGAGGCGCGUAUCGCAGCCCUGGAGUCCGAAGUUGAGAGGUUGCGAGUCCAAGAAGUAGGAUCAACAACGACCGAAGAGAUUGAUAAGCUUUCUACUGAAGAGCUUCGCGCCAAAUAUGCCAGUCUCGACCGUCAGUAUUCAAUGCUCAACACGGAGUUGACAUCCAUGCAAACGGCUUACAAGAAAUUCUCGACGCUCGCCUCGCAGAAGGUGACUGAUUUCAAAGCUUGGGAAGACAAGGUCGCACGUUUGACCGCCGAAAAGUCAAAGGCCGACCAGAAGUAUUUUGCCGCUAUGAAGAGCAAAGAAGCUCGGGACGCCGAGGUUCGCACCCUUCGUAUGCAGAACUCCAAGACAUCCGAUAUUGUGUCUCAAUUGAAGGAAUCCGAAGCUGCUACCCGGUCUCUGCUAUUGAAUAUGGAUAAGCAAGUGAACGAGAUGAAGGAGGCUCUGAAGUCGGCCUCUGACAAGCAGCGGAACAGCCAGCAGCAACUCACGGAGAGCAAUAUCGCCGUGGAAGGCUUGAAAAAGCAGGUAGCGGAAUUAAAGAAUCUUUCUACGUCGAAGGAUGCAACUUUGAGCAGCACAUCGGCCGCGUUGCGGCAAGCAGAGACGGAACUCGUCGGCCUGAAGCAGACCCUCACGGAUACGAAGAAGAGCUUGGAUAACUGGAAAAACAAGAGUCUUGGGAACAAUUCCUCUGAAUAUGAGAUGCUACGGACUCUUGCGCUCUGCACCGUCUGUCGUCGCAAUUUCAAAAACACCGUCAUCAAGACCUGCGGCCACGUGUUUUGCAAAGACUGCGUCGAGGAGCGACUCACUUCUCGGUCUCGAAAGUGCCCUAAUUGUAAUAGAUCCUUCGGAAGCAACGACCACAUGCACAUUACCCUGUGA